Perkinsus marinus ATCC 50983 is the source of this 966-nucleotide messenger RNA. Its product is annotated as liver stage antigen-1, putative. The record is from RefSeq and is a predicted model, not a curated record. NCBI's taxonomy places the organism in Eukaryota, Perkinsozoa, Perkinsida, Perkinsidae. The coding region runs from base 1 to 870 and encodes 289 amino acids. The transcript is spliced from 10 exons.
AUGACUAAGACUGAAGAGGACAAGACGGGUGUUGUGGGAGUUCCUGGUGCGUCCGCGGCUUCAUCCCAUAAUUCGGAACCGGAAGGCAUCAAUUCUAAGAAACCCUGUGAGAAAAAGAAGGAAGAGGUUGAGGACAAGGUCGCCAACAAGCUCAAUACCGAGCUCAAAGAGCUCCUGGAGGAAGCCCGCCGUAGCGAGGAGAGAUACGAUUGUAUCAAACUUGAGAUCGACACUCUUCGCGAUUUGAAUCGCAGCAGAAGUGGCCUCAUCGAUGAAGCCAAGAAGCUGGUUCAUUCCUUAAGAGAGGAAUUGCUGGACAAAGAGAUCUCUUUGAGACAACUUCAAAACGAGAAGGAACAGCUGGAGUUGGAUCUGAGGCUUGUCGAUGAUGACGCGCGUUUCAUCGAGGAAGAGCUGACGAGGUUGCAGACGAGAGCCGAAAGGGCCCAAGCAGAAGCCGACGCGACAUUCAUCCGUGAAGAACUGGCAAAGUUGAAGGCUGACGAGGACGAUGAAGAAGAUGCAGAGGAUGCCAGCGAAGAGGAUGAGGACUAUGAAGGGAGCAGUAGCGAGGAGGAGGAGGAGGAAGAUGAUAGUUAUGAAUGCGAGGAGGAAGAUAGCAGCGAUGACAAUUCUGAAAUGGCGGUCCGGAAGAACCGAGAGCAGUUCUUUGAGAUGAUGAUGGAGUUGGAACAGCUCAAGAUUGAAGCUCAGGCUGCUGAUCAACUGGACAAGCUCGCCGAGGCGUUGAAGAAGGACGAGUCCAAGCGUUUGAAGGCAUUCGAGAAUAAGCUGAAGCACCGUAGCGAGGAGUAUAGUGAAAACGACGGCACCAAAGAUAAUCGCCCUGUCCAGACUGAGGUUAUCUAGCUCUUUUUGAGGGCUUCCACUGGAGUAUUGACUGCUGUUAUACGCGAUACUUCUCAUUAUCAUCAUCGCAAUAAUUUUUGGAGUCCGCCCCCCAUG